CUGACUACGGCUGUGUUAAAACCAGGACUACGAAGGCUACCAGUGUAAAUUCCUAUUCGAUUAGAGAUCCUGAGAGAGAACGAAGGAUUUUGCAGUCCCAAAACGAACGAAAAGAUCCUUCUGCCACAGAUGCACCAAGAACUGUAGGCUUAGGGUAUUUCACAGAAACACCUACAUCUCCGGCCAAUUCAGCCCUUCACUUCAGUCUAACCCGUCCUAGUUGUCAAGCAUCAUCCAUAUCCCAUCAUGUCGAUAGUGGUGGUGCACUCCAACCCCCUGUUCUGGGUGCGUUUGUGUGCUCUGGUCUUCUCCUGUGUGGCUUUUGCUGUGACCAUCCAUGGGGCCGACCUCAAGCACGGUACAGGGGACUGGUGUGUGUUCUGCUGGGCCUUCAGUUUCGCUGGGACCCUGUUGGUGUUGCUGGUAGAGCUGUUUGGCCUGCAGACCCGUGCCCCCGUCUCCUGGAAAAACUUCCCCAUCACCUUCGCCUGCUAUGCCUCCCUGCUCUGCCUCUCCGCCUCAAUCAUCUUCCCCCUCUAUUUCCUCAAGGGCCAGACCUCCCGCAACGAGACUCAUAACUACCGCAUCGUGGCCACCGUCUUCUCCUGCCUGGCCACCAUCGCUUACAUGAGUGAGGUGAGCAUCAGCAAAGCCCGGCCAGGUGAGGUAGCAGGUUACAUGGCCACUGCCCCGGGUCUGCUGAAAGUGUGUGAAACCUUCGUGGCCUGCGUCAUCUUUGUCUUCAUCAGCGACCCGGUGUCCUACAACUCUCACGAUGCACUGAGGUGGUGCCUGGCCGUCUACUGCAUCUGUUUCAUCCUGUCGGCGGCCAUCAUUGUGCUGUGUAUCUGCGAGUGCACCGGCUGCCUGCCUUUCCCCUUCGCCCGCUUCCUGUCUGCCUACGCCCUACUCGCUGUCAUCAUGUACCUCUCCGCUACCAUCGUCUGGCCCAUUUUUUCAUUUGACAGGAAGCACGGGGGCACUUCCUCCAGGCCCACUUUCUGUGGUAACAGUCAAGGGCUGUGUGCAUGGGACAAGCAGAUGGCUGUGGCUGUGCUCACUGCAGUCAACUUUGUGCUCUACCUGGCAGACCUGAUCUACUCUGCCCGACUGGUGUUUAUUACUGUGUGAGCAAAAGGUAUAGAGGGGAAGAACGAGAAGAGGUAGGUGAUUUUGAGUAGGAUGGAAAGAAGUUGAGGAGUAGAAAUGAAGAGGUGAAGAAAGAGGGAGAAACAAAGAAACUGCUUACUGUAUUUUGUGUCAUUUAUAUAUCAAUGUUCAGCCAUUAGUCACCUCCACACAUAGACACUAAAUUAUUUCUUAUUUCAUGCAAAAGGAAAAGUCCUUACACAAUGAUGAUUUUAUAGACCCAAGAACUAUGAUCAGAUGGACCAGAUGUUUUCUAGGUUUGAGCUCUGAUUAUCUGACACAUAAAUGCAGUAUUCCAAAGACAGGAUGGAUCUGCUGAGAAUAUUGACAUUACUAUAGAUCAUGUAAAGUCUUACAACUUUCAAUGGUCUUUUAAUAAGCAUGACUUUUUACAUUAUGGAAAACUGUAGGUAGAUUUUACAGAACAACUCACACCUUCCUAGUUUGUUUAAGAUGAGUUACGAAGGGAUACAAGUAAUUCAAUCAAACCCGUAAGUAAUUUUUAGAAGAUUGGUACACUGCUCCAAAUGUUUUCAAGACAUGAUGUAAAACAAAUUGUGUUUGAAUUAAUGUAAAGAUAUACUCUGUUAGUGUAGGUUUUUUGCUAAUUUUACAUUCCUGUUUUUACACUUUUUAAAAAUAUUUUCAUAUUCUGCCAAGCUACAUGUCAGGAGUAUAUUGUAUGUUGAAAUAAUAUAUGCAUAAGGUAACUGAAUUAAAACUCACUGUGUAAUGAACACUUACUGUUUGACACUUAUGUGUUUGUUAUAACCCGUUCUCUGUAGGCUAUGGCGUCUCCAAAAACAACAUCUUAGAAUAAAAACAAAACGUUGUUAGGAAAAUGUAUUCUUCUUAAUCUGGCCCAUUGCUUUGUACUGCUGUAACAGUCUGCUCUUGUGGAUGAGAAUGUCCACUUUGUCAUAGAGGGAGACAUCCAUUUGCUGCAUCGUCCUCACUACUUCCUGCUGUUACUAAACAUGACAUGUUUUUUAUUCCGCUGUGCCUGUUGAGACUGUGCAUACCACAUCAGUGUUAUGGGAACAUACAAUCCAGUGUUCAGUAAAAGCAAUGUGAUAAAUUAUAGCAGGAUUUGUCAACUGGGGGCCCACGGGUCAAAUUUUAUUUGGCCCCCAAGUUUUCUGAGCAAACCCCCCCCCCCCCCCCCCCCCCCUCCACACCAAAUUUAAAUGAUUUGACAUAAAGGACUAAAAACACCAGCAAAUCAACUUCAACUGUUUUUUAAUUUUGGAAAUCUGUUCCAAAAUGAUUUCCACAUAUAACAGAGCGAGUAAUGUGAUUGUAUACACAUGUAAGCUAAGUUUAAAAUUAUUAUGUUUGAGUCAAAUGUUAUCUGUUUGGGCUUCUUGCAGUCUACAGUCUGCGGCUGAAUGUAGUUGAUGAUCCCUGAAUUAUAGCCUAUGUAUAUCUGUCUUUGCCCUUGUUAAUUGAAUAAAAUAAACUAACAUUUAGGUGUUCUCAAUCUCUCUCUCUC
Salvelinus namaycush (lake trout) is the source of this 2641-nucleotide messenger RNA. Its product is annotated as myeloid-associated differentiation marker homolog. The record is from RefSeq and is a predicted model, not a curated record. NCBI's taxonomy places the organism in Eukaryota, Metazoa, Chordata, Actinopteri, Salmoniformes, Salmonidae. Gene Ontology annotation, cellular component: membrane. The coding region runs from base 247 to 1131 and encodes 294 amino acids. The transcript has 2 exons.